Molecule: messenger RNA, 592 nt
Organism: Tarenaya hassleriana
Lineage: Eukaryota; Viridiplantae; Streptophyta; Magnoliopsida; Brassicales; Cleomaceae
Product: ethylene-responsive transcription factor ERF025
Exons: 1
Coding region: 1-399 (132 amino acids)
Molecular function (GO): DNA-binding transcription factor activity
Source: RefSeq, a predicted model, not a curated record
AUGGCGGGCGCGGCCUAUGACGUGGCGGCUCUUGCCCUCAAGGGCUCGGUGGAUGCCUCCCUCAACUUCCCCGGCCUGGCUUCGUCCUAUCCGACACCUGCUUCCACCUCGGCCGCAGACAUUCGCGACGCUGCGGCUAGAGCCGCGGAGAUUAAGAACCAGAACCAGAACCCGGAUCCGAGGCCGGACCCAGACCCGGUUUCAGACGAACCGGGUCGACCCGAGAGCGAGGAACCGGGUUCUACGGAGUUCGUGGACGAGGAAGAGUUGCUGAAUAUGCCGAAUUUGCUGACGGAUAUGGCGGAGGGGAUGCUGAUGAGUCCCCCGAGAAUGCACGCGCCGCCGCGUGAUGACUCGCCGGAGGUUCAUGAAGGUGACUGUCUAUGGAGUUACAAGUGAAGCAAUCUAUGGGGUUUUCUUUUUUUAAUUUGGCCGUCCGGAUUGUUGUUUUUUGGGGUAUUGGUCAACCCUUUAAAUGAAAUACGUACUAAAAUGGCAAAUGGGUUAUUAAAAAAUUAUUAAUUAGGAUUAUAUUCGGUAUUGUAUGGCACUGCACAAUCUCCAUCUAUUAAAAAUAAAUCCAUUUCAGGAA